UCUUAGCGUCGGUGACAAGAAUAUCCCCCACCCACCACCCCGGGGAUAUAUAAGGCUGUCGAGCUCUCAGACAUAAUUCACUGCAGAUGCAUUGUCCACGGAGUCUGAAAACAUGGCUCGGCUGAGGGUUGGUAUCAUACUAGCCAUAAUCACAGGUGCAGUGAGUCUCCUAUCCCCCGGCACCGGAGAAGCCCCACCGGGUCCAGAUUACCUCCCCCUACCCGACCCUAAAACCCCUCAUAAGCCACAGGGUAUGACCCCAUCUCCUCCCCAAGGUGGACCCCUCCUGCCUACCCUCACCGCCCCGAGGAGCUCCCUGCUUCCCCUGGCAAGUUCCAACCCUGUUCACCUCCCACAGGGUGCUGCUUUCGCACCCCUAGCUCUAGUCGUUGCGGCUCCAGUCAAUGCACCCUUAGCUCCAAAUGUUGCCGCACCCGUCAACGCACCCUCACCCACAGGUGCUCCAAACAGCGCCUCACACCAGUUGCAUCAGCACCAAGCCCAGCUGCCUCCCUCUGGGGCUAUGAUUCCGUAUCUACAACCAGGGGCCCCUUUACCCUACACACCACGGGCAAACAUGUAUUACUUACCACCCGGGGCUUCCCCGUUCAGCCCUGUCCCAUCUCCAGGUCGAUAUCCACAUACGUUACCACCCGGUGCUGCUUCUUUCCUACCCCCGGGGGCAGCACCCUUAGUACCCCCUCCGGGCCAACAGUAUCCCUACCUUGCUCCGUCUAACAUCCCUCCACAAUAUGGGCGCUCGACACCCCAGACAGCUGGGUCGCCCACCCUGGGACAGAAUUCCCCGGUAAAUAACAACCCAGCACCUUCAGCUAAGGGGAACCUGGUUCUUCCCCUCAACUGGCACCUGCUCAACUCUCCAGCUAGUCAGAUCCAAGUACAGUCUGCAGCUGUGUUCCGCUCUAACCCUCCUCGUCCUCCUGUCGUCCUUGGUAGACGAAACAGGCUCCCUUUCUUCUCCCCCAACCCAACCAAACCAUCAAGUUUCAUGCAGAUUCUCGACUUCCUGGGGAGAAUGCGAGCAACGAAGGAGCUUGACUGUAAGACUGUCCCCGAAGCAUUGAGGAUGAACCUGCCAAAGUACUACCCACUGAGCUGUGAUUACAAGUGCCCGCCUCCCACGGUGUGCCGAAACGUCGGACCGGUCGGCUUUUGUUGCCCUCCCCUAGUCACGGAUCAGCUCAUCUGGAUGGUGGGGCUAGCAGAGAGGUUCAAGGUUCUCGGCGGUUAGCUGUAGAUGUAUCAAAACUGAAGCUGAACGUCAAAUCUUCACGCUGUGUUCGGCUUUUGUGGAUAUGCUGGACAUGUUCGGGACGACGAACGCAGAUCGAUUCCCACUCAAUACUCAGGACUUCAGAGCCCCGGCUCUCCAACAGAUCAGUGUACCAGACCAACUCAAGUCUACUUGAAGUGUUCACUGAGUGGAAUACGAUAAAGCCAUGCUACUCCAGACAAACAGUAACGUACUGCGGAAAUUGUAUUUGUCAUAUAUGCAGAGUACGCAAAACAUUACUCAGGACGAUAACAGAGAAUGAAAUAGAAUACAGAAUUUGACAUGCAUAUAUAUGAAAAUAUAUGAUCCCAAACGUGUUAA
Molecule: messenger RNA, 1615 nt
Organism: Haliotis rubra (blacklip abalone)
Lineage: Eukaryota; Metazoa; Mollusca; Gastropoda; Lepetellida; Haliotidae
Product: lysine-rich arabinogalactan protein 19-like
Exons: 3
Coding region: 113-1252 (379 amino acids)
Source: RefSeq, a predicted model, not a curated record